CACGACUGACAUUUGACAACUCUAUUUGAAAAGUUGUGUGUUGGAGUCUUGUUGGACAAUAUUUUUUACGUCGAAAUCUAUUUUUAACUACAAAAUAUUUACACAUUUAAUUGAAAAACUGAAUAAUGGAGUCCGAAGUAAUAAAGGAAAAGAUUCAUACAGAGCCUAUGUUGAAUGAUCCUCGGUAUAUAACCUUACUAAGUGUAAUAGUCCUACUUUUUACCCUUGUGUUUUGGUGGUUCUUCUCAAGGAGGCGACAAGUUCGUAAAUCUGUAUUGUUAAUGGGCCUCUCAGACUCGGGUAAAACACUGUUGUUUGUGAGACUUGCAUACUCUCAGUACAGACAGACAUUCACAUCUAUGAAAGAGAAUGUUGAGGAAUAUCUUACUUCCAAUGAUGCCUUGAAAAUUGUGGACUUGCCUGGCCAGGAGAGGUUGAGAAACAAAUUCUUUGAGCAGUACAAGAACAGUGCCAAGUCUAUUGUCUAUGUUGUUGACUCUGUCACCAUUCAGAAGGAGAUCCGAGAUGUUGCUGAGUACUUAUAUACAAUACUGUCGGACCCAGUGGUGCAGAGCUACAGCACUCCAGUUCUGAUUCUGUGCAACAAACAGGACCAACCCUUGGCUAAGGGUGCUCAAGUCAUCAAGAGUCUGCUGGAGAAGGAAAUAAACCUAGUGCGUGUCACAAAAUCCAGCCAACUUCAAUCUGUGGAUCCUUCCCAAAGCAACAACUCGACAUACCUCGGCAAAAUUGGCAAGGACUUUGAGUUCUCACAUCUUAGUAACCGAGUGGAGAUUGCCGAGAGCUCAGCUAACACUGGUGAUGACGACACACCGGCCGACAUCAAGAGUCUGCAAGAUUGGAUCUCCAAACUUUAGUUACCUAUUUAACUAUUUGCUAAUUUUCGCAUGAUUUAAUUUUUUUUCUAAGUUGUUAGUUUUCAAAAUACUCGAGAUCAAAUGAAUAAAAAUGUCUUGUGAAUGAAAGCAGCCUGUAUUCGAAUUUCUAAAUCAUUAAAAAAAAAUCGGUCAAGUUAAUGUCAAAAUGCUUUUUGACAGGUUGACCAACCAAUCAUAUUAAUUUAUAAUGCACUCUCAUUGGCGGGAAAUAUAAAAAUUAGUUAUGGAAAAUAUAGUAUUAAAUAAAAAAAACUUCGUAAAUUCCAGAUUAAAUUGAGUAUAUUUGAGAAAGUCUUGUCAAUCUAUGGUUAAGUUUUUGGAUUUUGUUUCUUUUUAACUGAUAAACUUGUUAAAUGUGUCGCUUUGUGAUGUCCUCUGUACUGAAACUUUAAUAUUGCAUUUAUUUCAAAUAAAGAAUGAAAAGAGUUAUAAAUCUUUGAAUAUUAAUGUUAUACUAUACAGGGGAGACAAUGUAUGUAUUCUCAAAGAAUUGUGCAUUUGGUGAUGUAUGUAUUGCCGUAUUUUAUUAUUGUCAAGGAUUUUUUAUAAAUAAAGCUUGACUGGUUUUUUAAA
Molecule: messenger RNA, 1472 nt
Organism: Spodoptera litura
Lineage: Eukaryota; Metazoa; Arthropoda; Insecta; Lepidoptera; Noctuidae
Gene: SrpRbeta
Product: signal recognition particle receptor beta
Biological process (GO): Golgi to plasma membrane protein transport; intracellular protein transport; protein localization to Golgi apparatus
Cellular component (GO): Golgi apparatus
Molecular function (GO): GTP binding; GTPase activity
Source: RefSeq, a predicted model, not a curated record